Molecule: messenger RNA, 708 nt
Organism: Scomber japonicus (chub mackerel)
Lineage: Eukaryota; Metazoa; Chordata; Actinopteri; Scombriformes; Scombridae
Gene: scamp5b
Product: secretory carrier membrane protein 5b
Exons: 5
Coding region: 1-708 (235 amino acids)
Biological process (GO): protein transport
Cellular component (GO): recycling endosome membrane; trans-Golgi network membrane
Source: RefSeq, a predicted model, not a curated record
AUGUGUAACUGUUAUACAAUAUGUGUUGCAGAGCCUAACUUCCCCCCACUGCCUGAAUUCAUUCCACUCAAGCCAUGCUUCUACCAGGACUUUGAUGAGAUCCCUGAACAGCACCGCAGCAUGUGCAAGAAAAUGUACCACCUGUGGAUGUUGAAUGGUAUAACGCUCGCUGUGAAUCUCAUUGGCUGCUUUGCUUGGAUGUUUGGAGGAGGUGGGGUGACCAACUUUGGACUGGCUCUCAUAUGGCUCCUCAUGUUCACUCCCUGCUCUUACGUCUGUUGGUUCAGGCCUAUCUACAAGGCCUUCAAGAAUGACAGCUCUUUCAACUUCAUGUUGUUCUUUUUUGUGUUCAUGGCCCAAGUCGGCAUCAGCAUCAUCCAAAGCAUUGGCAUCCCUGGAUGGGGAGUAUGUGGUUGGCUGGCUACCAUCUCCUUCUUCAGUUAUAACAUUUUCAUAGCACUGAUCAUGCUGGUCCCUACUGUCAUGUUCACUGCAGUGGCAACAUUGUCCUUUCUUGCCCUCACAAAGAUCCACAAUUUCUACCGUGGGAGUGAGGGCAGCAUGACCAAAGCCCAGGAGGAAUGGACCACAGGAGCCUGGAAGAACCCUCAUGUACAGGCAGCAGCCCAGCAGGCUGCCAUGGGGGCAGCUGCUGGAGCCAUGCAGGAUCAGUACUCCAGCCCACAAUAUAAUGAAAACCAGAUGUAG